UGUAUCCAACAAUGAAGCCAUCCAGCAUGAUAUGCACUCUGCUGCUGUGGGGUGUGUGUGUGUGCGUUCUGUUGGCUGAGGAGCCUGUGACGAGUUCGGCACCAGACAACAGUAACACAAACAUUACUGCUCCAACAGACGUCACAACCACCCAACAGGUCACUGCACACAAAAGUGUGUUGAAGCCUGCAACCUUGCACCCAACAAAACCUGCAGAUAUUACUGCAGGGCAGAAAGUGUUACCCACAACGGUCCCUGAAGAUGGAAUCAGAAAGAAAUCUAACAGCUCAGCUGGGGGGUGGCUCGAGUUGACAACUGCUGAACCAGCAACUAGCAGCUUCAGACUUCUCACCCCGACAGAAAAGGUAACUGCUAAGGAGGUAUUUCCUGUAAAGACGACAACUGCAACUGAACAAACUCUGCCUGCGGGGUUUAUGACUACAGACAGACCACAGUCUGUCAGGCCAACAAUCACAGCUACAGUGACCACAGCGAGUCGAGGAGCAGCAUCUUCAUCGACCCCCACUGCUGCCAGUACGGAACAGUUUUUCUCAUCAAAGACCACAGUUGAUGUGCAAACAUCCUCUCAAAUCACAUCAACUGGAAGUGGACUACAACAGUCUACAGCCCUGAGCACGGCUACAAGUGAAGCACAACCUUCUAAUCUUACAACGAUGACCGAUGCAAUAAAUCAAACAAUAGAGCAUCCCUACACAUCAACUUUCACUGACGUGGCAGCUUCUACAGCCUCACAUGUUCCUACGCAACAUUCUACAUCCAUUACUGGUUCUAAGACAGAGGUACCCUUCACCACCUCUUUGGGUACAUCUACUCAAAGCACUGAAGUUCCAACCUCAGGAACUUUUCGAUCCACCGGCACUGAGCUCUCAUCCCCAUCCUAUCCUGUUCCUGCCACAACUACCUUCAACUCCACACCAACAGGACCAGUUUCCACUUCAACUGAUUCUUCCAACACCACUACCGCCAACUUUAGCAGUCCAGCAUGGGUUUUUAAUCCUCGCAACCGAGAGUCAACUACAACAUGGGCUCCAUCAACUACAAAAUCACCCUGCGAAGCGUCGAAGGGUUCCUCAAGUAGUGAGGUUCUGCCCUGCUCCACCAGGGGAGUGGUGAAGCAGUGCCUCGUCAUCAUCGCCGUUUUGGCUCUGGUGGCCACCAUCUUCAUUGUCUCCACCAUUAUCCUGUGCGUCAAGCUGUCAGCAAGGAAAUACAAAGUAAGGAAACCUCAACAGGCCACCGAGAUGACGUGCAUCUCCUCUCUGCUACCUGACAGGAGUAUCACCUACACCAGGCAGCGUAAUCCGGUGAGCAACGGAGUCCUGGUGUUCCCUGGUGUAGGAGACAGUGACGAGGAAGGCGGGGAUAAUCUCACUCUCAGCAGCUUCCUUCCGGAAAAUGACCGCUAUGUUUAGGUGGAUUUACGCAGUGAUCUGAGACUGUACAGAUGGUCAGUGAUGCAGAAACUUCUAAAUUCAUGUGGUGGACACAUUAAACGCAGAGGAACAGAUACACAAACCACAAUGUCAUGUCGCUUCUUGCUCAAUGCUCCAGCUGCAUCUGCCAUUUGAUCUGAAGGAUGUAGACUUUGAGCAUAACUUUACACAUGCUGCCCCCCGGGAGAAAUGAACUCAGGAUGCAGAGAAAGAUCAAAGCUGCUUUCCGUUUUUUUUACUUUCAAGCAUCCGGACCAGAACUCUUGUGGUAUUUUACUUUGCAACAAGAGACAGGAAGUCUUGCUUUAUAAAGAGCCCUCCCUGUUCUUUACAGACACUGUAGAUAAAAAAAAAAUUAUUUCCAACCAUCAAGGAACUUUUUAGACCUAUGCCCUUUUUGGAGACCAAGAAGUUAAAUGCGGCCCUUUCUUUAAUUAAUAGUUAGCUUCCAUCAAAUGAGUUUAGGAGUCUAUUAACAUGUGAUAUUGAGACAAUUUUUCUCACGCUUCUUUGGGAAAAUUAUCAAAGCUGCUGUUUAGAGCAGAUUUAUUUCAGAUCUAAGCUCCAACUGGCUCCAUCCUUAUCCUUAAACUUAAGCUGGUGAAGCCAUAUUUUUGUUGAGGCAGAUAAAUUAUUAAGAAGAAAUCAGUUGGUCUCAUGGGUUUAAGGACAGAGCUCACAUGUAUGAAUAUUUGCUGUUUCUCUCAGUUCUUUACCGUUGGGUUUCUUGCACCACUGUUUUAAAAGCCAGAUUUUCUACAUACACCACUAACAGUGCUAACAGGUUCCCCCACCUGAGUUUUGGACCUCUGUAGCUCCUCCAGAGUUCUUAUUGACUGUUUUUUUUGUUUUGUUUUAUUUUUUUUUAUUAUUAAUGUUGUACUUUCCUGACUGGUAAGUUUAGUGGUUGCAUGUGGUGCUAAUA
This is a messenger RNA of Cyprinodon variegatus (sheepshead minnow), 2379 nucleotides long. It is a transcript of the gene selplg, whose product is annotated as selectin P ligand. The transcript has a single exon. Lineage: Eukaryota; Metazoa; Chordata; Actinopteri; Cyprinodontiformes; Cyprinodontidae. The record is from RefSeq and is a predicted model, not a curated record. Bases 12 to 1433 code for a protein of 473 amino acids. Gene Ontology annotation, cellular component: membrane.